CAAAAAACUUCGACAGCUGGACACUCGCGCGAUAACAACAUUUUGUCGAGAUAUAUCUAUCAGUCACUUCCAACAUUAACGUCUUGUGUUGUCCAAGAAACUUCGAACGAAAUUCAUCAUGGCUCCCGAACGUGUUUGCCUUGCCUACUCUGGCGGUAAGUUGAGAGCUCCAGAAGCAAUAUCAUCAACAUCAACAUCAACAUCAGAUAUUCUGACCAAUUGACAGGCCUGGAUACUUCCACUAUUCUUAAGUACUGCGCCCCCCAUGUUUUGCUUUCUGACGGAUUGCGGCAAGGAGAAGACUACGACGUUGUCAAGUCUUCGAGCUCGAUGUGGAGACGACAAUCAUCGUGGCUCGUCCUUCAAGGCUAUGAGGUCGUGUGUUUCCUUGGCGACUGCGGCCAGGAGGAAGACUUCGAUGCCGUCAAGGCCAAGGCGCUGAAGCUCGGUGCUGAGAAGAUGAUCAUCGAGAACGUCCAGCAGGAGCUGAUUGACGACUUGGUGUGGCCCGCCAUCCAGUGCAACGCUAUCUAUGAAGGACAAUACCUUCUCGGCACAAGUCUAGCCCGGCCGGUAUUGGCCAGGGCAAUGGUGCAAGUUGCGAAGGAUAACAACUGCACGAUCCUCAGCCAUGGAUGCACCGGUAAGGGCAAUGACCAAGUCCGCUUCGAGCUGGCGUGGAAGGCAUGUGACCCUAAGAUGAAGGUUCUGGCCCCCUGGCGCAUCCCUGCGUUCUUCAACCGAUUCCAGGGACGUGCGGAUCUUCUUAAGUUCGCCGAGGAGCAGAAAAUCCCCGUCAGCUCCACUCCCAAGGCCCCAUGGUCUAUGGACGACAACAUCAUCCACUGCUCAUACGAGGCCGGUAUUCUCGAGCAAACCGAUAAGGAGCCCCCGAAGGACAUGUGGAAGCGCACAGUUGAUCCCCUGGACGCUCCCGAUAAGCCUACUCGCUUCACCGUCCACUUUGCUGAGGGUGUUCCCGUUAAGCUUGAAGUUGAUGGCAAAACCGUUACUGGCUCCUUGGAGAUCUUCAAGGAGGCCAACGAGUUGGGUCGUGCCAACGGUAUUGGACGCGAGGAUAUCGUCGAGUCGAGGUUCAUCGGAUUAAAAUCUCGUGGUUGCUACGAUACCCCCGGCUUGACUAUUUUGCGCAAGCUGCAUCAAAACCUUGAGGUAAAUUGUCACGUCCUUGAGCAUUGGAUUGGCUCAUGCUGCGGUGUUUGAUAUCCCUUGAUGCGAUUCCAGAGUCGUCUCUUGGGCCGAAAUUAUCUUGCCGUUUAGAAGCGGAGCUGCCUCAAGAGUCCUCGAAAGCCUUAAGGGCUCAGGCUACUGGCCAAAGCAGCUGGACCUCAGCCCCUGAGGCCCAUAGCUUCUGCAGUCCGGCCUUCAUGUGGCAGUCCUGACCAGCGCUCUGGGCUUGUGCCGUUGCUCAUUGCAAUACAAUACCAAUCCAGGGAGUCAAGAGUCACCUGAGCAGAGCCAAUCCAAACACUCUCUAUCUUGAAUAAGCUUAGGACUCCAGCUAACGAUUGCUCAGGGUCUCGUGAUGGAUAGCAAGGUGCGCAUCAUUCGCGACCGUCUCUCGGAUGACUGGGCGCAAUGUAUCUACAACGGAAUGUACUUUACGCCUGAACGCGAGUUCGUUCAGCAGGCGAUCUCUUUCAGCCAGAAGCAGGUUGAUGGCAAGGUCGAAGCUCUGGCUUACAAGGGCAACGUUAUCAUCGUUGGCCGCUCCAGCGAGACAUCCAAUCUCUACAGCGAAGAAGAGAGCAGCAUGGACACUCUUGACAUGGAUUGGAGUGUCGAAGACACAACUGGGUUUAUUAACGUGAAUGCUAUCCGCAUCGCCAAGUAUGGCGAGCGCAAGAUCAGGGAUGGCGAGCCCCUUUCCAAGCGUAAGUAGACAGACUUGGGAUGCUAGCCUUCCAGCGCUGCAGAAGCUUCUGGUAGACAGAGGAAGAUCGGCGAGAAUGGAAUGGUUUAUGUUGUGCUUGGACAUCACGAGUACGAGAAACAAUAAAAAAAAAGCUCUUGUGUAAUA
Messenger RNA from Fusarium odoratissimum NRRL 54006, 2041 nucleotides. RefSeq names its product argininosuccinate synthase. Gene Ontology annotation, molecular function: ATP binding; argininosuccinate synthase activity. Gene Ontology annotation, biological process: L-arginine biosynthetic process; urea cycle. Lineage: Eukaryota; Fungi; Ascomycota; Sordariomycetes; Hypocreales; Nectriaceae. Gene Ontology annotation, cellular component: cytoplasm. The record is from RefSeq and is a predicted model, not a curated record. The coding region runs from base 331 to 1224 and encodes 297 amino acids. The transcript has 16 exons.